GUUUGUAUCGGCGGUAUUACGAGGUAGUAGGAGAAGAGAACGGAGAGAAAUAGAGAUAGCGAAGAGGAACGGAGCAGUUGCCAGCUGGUUGUCGUUUCGAGUGUAGCGUUAACGCUGGAAUGAAAUAAAACUGCUACCUCCAGAGGCCUAUUAUCGUGGACAGAGGACGAAAUUUUGUUUUCAAAAAAUUCACCCGAGACAGUUGAGCCAUGACGUGGGCUGGAGUUGUCAUUGAGUUCAGUGGAAAAUAGUUGAUUAGUCAGACGUGAUGUUUUUCGGAAGUUUUAUCGAGUGAGCAAUAACAAUGUCGUCGGUAUUUUCAAAGUUAAUAGACAAGACGUCAGCGAGGUACGGCGUCAGGCAGGAAACACUGACACGCGGAGUUGUGGGAACUGUCACGGCGUUAUAUCUUCUCAAACUCACGUAUCCCCACAUUGUCAAGCUCACCAGCAAGCUCAAUGCGAGUAAAAAGCCCGCGAUAUCGCCCAAUGAGGCGCUGAAGAAUGGCAAAACUGGUGGGAAAAUAUCUUCCACAAAGAGAAUUCCCAAUGUCGGACUCGACAGGGCCUUUGUCAAGCAACUUCUUGAGCUUCUGAAGAUCAUGGUACCGGGAUGGCGCUCGAAAGAAGCUGGACUACUGACAUGCGCAACUGUAACACUACUGGCUAGAACAUUUUUGUCUGUUUACGUAGCCACUCUCGAGGGACAAAUUGUCAAGAGAAUUGUCCUCAAGGAUGCUCGGGGCUUUUUUAAAAUGCUCGCCAGGUGGUUUGCCAUUGCAUUCCCAGCUACUUUCGUUAAUUCAGCCAUUAGGUACUUGGAGGGAAGGCUUGCUCUCAGCUUUAGAGAGCGACUCGUUCAGUAUGCCUACAAGAUGUACUUGUCUCAACAGACGUAUUACAGAGUUUCGGCGCUCGAUAAUAGACUCGGGGGGGCUGAACAAAGACUGACUGAUGAUUUAUCGGAAUUAGCUUCUUCUAUGGCACAUUUGUACUCGAGCUUGACGAAACCUCUGCUCGAUUGUGCACUUGUGGGAAUCGCUUUGGUAUCUUUCUCACAUAGGAUGGGGGCCAGGACGAUACCAGGACCAUUGUUGGCGGCCGGUGUUAUAGCAAUAACCGGUCAGGUGCUCCGACUGGCGUCACCCAGAUUCGGCCAACUCGUUGCCGAAGAGGCCAACAGACGUGGACGACUCAGAGAGGCGCAUGCCAGGAUCAGUGCACAUGCUGAGGAAAUCGCUUUCUAUGGGGGACAUAACACUGAGCAUCGCUAUCUCACAACAGCUUACAGAGCUCUUGUCGUUCAUCUGAGGAAGGUUUUGGCUCUCAAACUGUGGUAUGUCAUGCUCGAGCAACUUCUUAUGAAGUACGUGUGGUCCGGGACUGGAUUACUCGUUAUUGCUAUGCCACUUUUGUAUACGAGCUCCAAGACCUUGGCUAGGAACGCUUAUAACGAUGGCGAUGGAGGUGUCAGCGAACGCACUCGGUACCUCACGACCUCGAAAAAUCUCCUCAGUUCAGGUGCCGAUGCCGUGGAGCGACUCAUGUCCUCUUACAAGGAAUUAGUAGCGCUCGCCGGUUACGCAAACCGCGUGAGUGAGAUGCUGGAGGUCUUCAAGGACACAGCCCUCUGUAAAUACCAGAAAAACGUGGUGUUGAGCCAGCAGCUGAUCCGCGGCUCCCCUACGAACGGAUCCCUCUCGUGCGAGAAGAUCCUUGAGUUCAGGGACGGAGCCCCAGUGAUAAAGGGGAUCAUCAAGGAGUCCCUGGACGGCAGUAUCGCCCUGGAGAACGUCCCCAUUGUGACCCCCAACUGCGAAGUGAUCGUGCCAAGUCUGACGAUGACGAUCAAGCCAGGAGAUCACUUGCUGAUCACUGGACCCAACGGUUGUGGCAAGAGUUCUCUCUUCAGGAUCAUCUCGGGCCUCUGGCCCGUGUACGGAGGGACCUUGACUCGCCCUGGGGACUCUUACCUCAUUAGAACCGGAAGGUCCGCCAUGUUCUACAUCCCCCAGAAGCCUUACAUGACUGUUGGCUGCCUUCGGGAGCAAAUUACCUACCCCGCGGACUCCACGAACGCCGGCUGCACUGACGAGGAGCUUCUCCAGCUGCUGGACCUUGUGGAUCUUCGGUGUCUCGCUGAGAGGGAGCCCGAGGGACUCGACGCCAUGGGAGACUGGGACUCCACACUCUCUGGGGGGGAGAAACAGAGGGUCGCGAUGACGAGGCUGUUCUAUCAUGCGCCGCAGUAUGCGCUGUUGGACGAGUGCACCAGCGCCGUCAGCCUUGAGGCCGAGGGACUCAUGUACGAGACCGCUAAACAACGGGGAAUCACCCUUUUGACUAUUACUCACAGGGUCUCAUCGCUGGCCAAGUAUCACAGGUUCGUGCUCAGGUUCGAUGGGGAGGGCGGCUGGAACUUUGGACUCCUGGAGGGGAAUGAUGCCGGGGGGAAUGCCGUUGGGAGAGACGUCAGGAGCGAUGGGGGAAAGGAUUCAAGGGGGAAUAAAUUGCAGGAAAUUCGUGAUUUGGUUACGGAAGACACUCAACAGCACGGCAUCAGCUGAAAACGCGCAUGAUUUCUUAAUUUCGUGAUGAUGAUUAUGGUGGCGUUGUGGUGAUUAGGACAAUUUUUAUAAACAGACUAUUGUAUAUUUAAAUGUUAUCGAAUGCAGUCAAUUGUGAAGUGGUAAAACAUGGUGAAAGAGAUGACAAGCGACGUUUUCCUCGGUAAAAAGGUUCACAUUGACUCAUGAAGGUCCGCCACUCCCCUUCUGAGCUACGUUUUAUUUUUUAGAUUGGAAUCUACGAUAAAUCCUCCCCGAAGAAUAUGUGAAAUGUUUAUCUUUUGCUACCAGACAGUAUUUCGUAGCAUACAUAAAUAAAUAUGUGAGAUGGAAAA
This is a messenger RNA of Diachasma alloeum, 2901 nucleotides long. RefSeq names its product ATP-binding cassette sub-family D member 1 (gene ABCD). The record is from RefSeq and is a predicted model, not a curated record. Gene Ontology annotation, molecular function: ABC-type transporter activity; ATP binding; ATP hydrolysis activity. Gene Ontology annotation, biological process: long-chain fatty acid import into peroxisome; fatty acid beta-oxidation; peroxisome organization. The transcript has 6 exons. Gene Ontology annotation, cellular component: peroxisomal membrane. Lineage: Eukaryota; Metazoa; Arthropoda; Insecta; Hymenoptera; Braconidae. The coding region runs from base 305 to 2566 and encodes 753 amino acids.